AUGGUCAUCGGCAUCGCCGUCGCGUGCGCGAUUGUUGUCGGCGGCGCGAUAUGGCUCGCGGUGCAUAUAUGGAGACAGAGACAGGCGAGGAAGAGGGAGGACAGGCGCUCCUCCGCUUUCGUAACCGUCCGUGGCGUCGUUAGAGAGGCCCCGGAGACGGCUCCUACACCUAGAGGCCCCCAGAUGCGGCAGGGCACCGGAUUCUCGCGAUCGAACCUCACGGCGAGCGUCGUAAUGCCCGACAAGACGGUCCUGCCCAAAGACGCGACGCGCGAAGAGAUCAUCGAGUACUACACCGCCGAGGGCAACCUGCCGCGCCCCUUUGCGCCGUUCGCACCACCCCCGCAUCCCGGAGGGAAUGCGCGCCCGGAGUCCACGGGCUCGUUCCUCUCCGUCCUGUCCGGCUCAUUCCGCAGCAGUGCGUAUUCGUCCAACCGCGCGUCGACUGCGUCGUCGUUCUCCGUGUUCGACGAAGGCAGCAAGCGCAAGGUGCGGCAGCUGUUCAACCCGACGCUGCCGGACGAGCUGGUGAUCAGCCUGGGCGAGCGUGUGACCCUGGUGCAGAGCUACGACGACGGGUGGUGCAUUGUUGGGCGUGACAGCGUGUUCAAGCCCGGCGAGGUCGACCUCGGUGCUGUGCCCGCGUGGGUGUUCGUCAAGCCCGUCAAGGGCCUCAAGGCGGAGCGCCCGAUCCGGACGACCAGUCUCGGUGUCACCGUCACCCUCGACGCGCCCGGCGGCCCGAGGGAGGACGUCAUCUCCUGGUCCAACUUCUGA
Postia placenta MAD-698-R-SB12 is the source of this 777-nucleotide messenger RNA. RefSeq lists its product as hypothetical. The record is from RefSeq and is a predicted model, not a curated record. The transcript is spliced from 2 exons. Bases 1 to 777 code for a protein of 258 amino acids. NCBI's taxonomy places the organism in Eukaryota, Fungi, Basidiomycota, Agaricomycetes, Polyporales, Adustoporiaceae.